ACUGCAAUCACAUCAUUCAAAUCAUUAGUGUCAGUUUCCCACAACAAAAAAAAAAUCUAAAAUUUGCGUUCUACUUCUUAAACAAUAAAAACCAUAAAAAUUAUUAUAAUAUGAACAUUUCAUAACAUUUUCACGAAACGCAUUGGUGAUAAAAUUGAACUUCAGAACCUUAAAGACCGUGGAAUGGCCCUAACUAGACCGCGUUGUGGCAUUUUCUUUGUUACAAAAUCGUUCGAAAUUUCUGGCGUAAAUCUCUAUUUUUAAACCUUUAUCCUUUCUAAUUUUUUUUAUAUAACCCUUUGUAAGCAAAUUACUAAAUAAUGCUUAGUAAUAACUAGUUUGGAGAAUAACAACCAACAAAUCAGCUGAUGCAGCCAUGACCAACUAUGCAUCAUUACAAGAGACACCAGAUUUUUACGGGGAAUAUGCGACUGGGGAAUAUGGGAUCCCAAAUCAUCAUAUGUCUGAACCAACCCGGUCCCAAUGGAACCACAUUCAAGAUCUCGACUCUUUUUUUACCAGGGUCUACAAAUACCAUCAGAAGCAUGGAUUUACUUGUAUGGCUGUGAAGGAGCUUGUAGAUCUUCAUCAAUUCGUAUUCUUAUCAGGAUUAACAUUUUGUUUGAUGUAUGCUGUAAGAUAUGAUCUCCUGUUCAACCAUCAAGGAGAGCACCAUCAUGAAUGGAUUUUUUCUGUACUUAAACCAUUCGAUGAGGUUAUGACAACUCUGCCUGGAACUGGUUGGAUAUUGUUAAUUUUCUUAUUGAUAGCGUUUAUAAUUAAUGCAAUUAAAAAGCUGUACAGUAUGGUUAGGUAUUGGGAUAUUAAGCAAUUUUAUAAUCAAGCCUUGAAGAUAAACGAUAAUGAGUUGGAUAAUAUGACUUGGCAUGAAGUACAAAAAGGAUUGAUUCAGGUGCAAUUAGACCUACAAAUGUGUAUUCAUAAGAGAGAAUUGACUGAACUAGAUAUUUAUCAUAGAAUUUUAAGGCAAACGAAUUAUUUAGUAGCUCUAGUUAAUAAAAGAUUGUUACCACCGCGGAUUAACGUACCUUUUCUUGGGGAAAUUGUUUAUUGGACUAAAGGUCUUAGAUUGAACAUAAUGUUUUUGUUGUUUUGGAGCCCAUGGUCGCCCUUUGAAAACCCUUGGCACUUAAGGGAAGAAUACAAGAGACCAGGCUAUAGGGAAAAGAUGGCGAAGCAACUUAGUAGACAAGUUUUAUGGUUGACUUUAGUAAACCUUUUAGCGAUGCCAGCAGUUUUUAUAGUACAAAUUAUCUUUUACUUCUUCAAUUACUUUGAAUCGGUAAGAAAAGAGCCUGGAAAGUUUGGAAUCCGAUAUUGGUCACAUUACGGACAACUAUAUUUCAGGCAUUUUAAUGAGCUUGAUCAUGAACUUCACUCGCGCCUCACGAGGGCAUAUAAACCGGCAACAAAAUAUCUUAGUUCCUUUUCAUCGCCACUGUUGGUGAUUAUAGCGCAGCACGUCGCUUUCUUAUGCAGCUCCUUCUUGGCAAUUUUUAUUUGUAUUAGUUUUUUGGACAACGAAAUACUUUAUUGGGAUCAAGUUUUGACUAUGUUAGCUAUCCUCACAGGUGUGAUAACAAUGUGUCGAAGUAUGCAACCUGAUGAGACACUCAUUUGGUGUCCCGAACAGUUGCUAGAAGCCGUUGUAUUACACACUCAUUAUUUACCGGGGGAUUGGCAAGGAAACGCGCAUACUGCAAGAAUUAGGGCCAGUUUUCAACAGCUCUUUCAAUACAGGUUUGCAGCUCUACUAGAAGAAUUCCUCUCUCCAAUCUUGGUGCCCUUUUUCUUGCUCAAGUAUAUCUACCCGCGCACCCUAGAUUUCGUCGAUUUCUUUCGCAACUUUACCAUAUCCGUGGUCGGCGUAGGGGAUGUAUGUAGUUUCGCUCAAAUGGAUAUCAGGAAACACGGAAAUCCCGACUGGCAGGACGAAAAAACGACCGCGGAAGCCGGUGACGAAAGUAUAAUGUCCAACCAAUACGAUCAGGCGGAAGACGGCAAGGUGGAAUUGUCGUUGAUGCACUUUACCGUCACUAAUCCUAAUUGGCAACCGCCGCAGGAGGCUAUGGAUUUUGUUGAGCAGGUCAAUUUGGAGUCUCAUGGACUUUUGAAUAAUUCGGAUUAUAAUUACUACCGAGGCCGCAGUCUGGAUCCGGUGAAUGGCCCUUUUGGAGUGCUAUCCAGCAUGGAAUUGCUAAACGGUUCGCCGGCGGAUGAACCCGUGCGUGGACGCUCCGCUUCGGCCACAAUGCGCCCUUCGAUCUUCAAGGGAGCCAUCCGUUCCUCGAUCUUGUCACCGCCCAUGCGAUCUUCGUUUUUGCAACCGGGCAGCACCGCAGGCUCUAGAAUAAGCAUGUUUAAUCUACGUUCCGAGGGACCGGACCAGUUUACCACCGAACAGAACAUGCGCGCGAGCACUGUUAUAUUACACAAUCGGAACGUUAUGAGGAAAUCUCUACGAUUUGUUCAGUCGGCCGGAGAGACCACACCACUUCUGUCUAAUAAUCAGCAGUAACGAUUUAGUGAAAUAUACGGACAGUUGAGUCGCCCGCGUACCAUAUUUAGUCUCUUGUACAUAUAAUUUUGCUUAAAAUAAGUGAAAUAGUAAAAAUAUUUUUGCCAUAAAUUUAGUUAUUGAAUUAAUGAGAAAAUGGUGAUUCCAUCUAGCCUUAGGUGCGUUUAAUAAAGACUUGUUUUUAAUACAGGUGGAUUGAUAUAUGAAACAAGUUGUUUUUUCGUAUUACUUUAAUGACAUGUGUACAUAUAUAGAUAAUAAUAUACAAUUAACUUAUUUGUCUAUUAAA
Messenger RNA from Anthonomus grandis grandis, 2828 nucleotides. It is a transcript of the gene Atg9, whose product is annotated as autophagy-related protein 9A. Gene Ontology annotation, cellular component: autophagosome; phagophore assembly site. The record is from RefSeq and is a predicted model, not a curated record. Bases 377 to 2539 code for a protein of 720 amino acids. Lineage: Eukaryota; Metazoa; Arthropoda; Insecta; Coleoptera; Curculionidae. Gene Ontology annotation, biological process: autophagy of mitochondrion; protein localization to phagophore assembly site. The transcript has 12 exons.